Molecule: messenger RNA, 341 nt
Organism: Dothidotthia symphoricarpi CBS 119687
Lineage: Eukaryota; Fungi; Ascomycota; Dothideomycetes; Pleosporales; Dothidotthiaceae
Exons: 1
Coding region: 82-279 (65 amino acids)
Source: RefSeq, a predicted model, not a curated record
CCCCUUUACUUCUUGGGGUCGGUGAUAGGGACAAGAGCACGCGUACCUCGAUGUGUGAGUCCGAUGGAGUAGCUUUACCGUAUGAAUAUUUCACUACAUUGCAAUGCUGUUUUGGUCUAUAUGAUUGUCUCUUUGUCUUUGUGUUUUGCUGGCAUUCUCCCGAUGUUGCUUAAAUCCUAUCGCCUUUCGGAUGGGAAGAGAGGGUGCAAUCGAACAUGCGAGGCUUACCGAUAUGGUGAGUGCAGCAGUCCUAAACCAUUAGUAGCAGUGCACCCUUGAAGAGGUUAUCAUUUCGCGGAGGGACUAGCAUGGAAUUGCUCGAAUUCUCCUCUAUCACACAC